AUGCCGCAGGUGCCAGGAAAGGGACAGAUUGAGUUGAUCAUUGACGUAGGCAACGAAGAGAUGGAAGAUUUUGAACACUAUGGAAAUUUGGUGGGCGUUUUGGAGAAAUCCGAAUAUUGCCCAUGUCUCUCCAGUGCUGUCCAAGCGAUAGUUUGGCGGCCUCUCUCCUCCAGCAGCAGCAGAGAACGGAUCCAGCACAGUCUAUCUCCUUGUCCUGCUGGCCGACACUGGAUACCAUCUCGCUUCCACUCGGCACCUCUACGGCGUGGGCAGCUGGCGUUUACGAGGCGCCGUGGCUGGCACUUAUAUCGAUACUUGAGGAGACCAUGGAGAUCCCCGCGCGCAAGCUUUUGUCCUCUGCAGAUUUUACCCGGUAAAAGAGGGGAGGAGUCGAAGAGGAUCUGCAACGCAGCGAGGGAGCGAAGGCGAAAAAGGGGGACCUUGCAUCUGCCCAGGAUUUGA
Colletotrichum orchidophilum is the source of this 462-nucleotide messenger RNA. RefSeq lists its product as uncharacterized. Bases 1 to 462 code for a protein of 153 amino acids. NCBI's taxonomy places the organism in Eukaryota, Fungi, Ascomycota, Sordariomycetes, Glomerellales, Glomerellaceae. The transcript has a single exon. The record is from RefSeq and is a predicted model, not a curated record.